Molecule: messenger RNA, 3349 nt
Organism: Lathyrus oleraceus (garden pea)
Lineage: Eukaryota; Viridiplantae; Streptophyta; Magnoliopsida; Fabales; Fabaceae
Exons: 9
Coding region: 741-3125 (794 amino acids)
Molecular function (GO): protein binding
Source: RefSeq, a predicted model, not a curated record
CCAUAAAUGCCCCACCUCUUUAAACGAACACAGCCAACACAGAGCGGAGGAAGGAAUUUUGAUAGUGAGAGAUGGAGAAAGAGGAAUUGUGCAGAAAGAAGAAUCAGUGAUUAGAGAUAAUCAAAAUUGAGCACAGCAGAAUGGAAUGUGAUUUCUUUGAUUUCAUGUAUCACUCUUCAUUUUCUAUUUUUAGGUUUAUUUUGUGGCCAUAAAAUUUAUGAAAGUUCUGCUUGUAUUUUGAUUUUUUGGCUAUUUUGUUUUUUAGGGUAACAUGAAUUAAUCUAGGGUUGUUGUAAGUUGUCAGUGUUCUUCAGGGUUACUUCAUACACAUUUUCUAUGAGGAUGUUUGAUGAUUGAUUAAAGUUCAGUAAUGAGGUUGAAAGGCUUUGAUAAGGGAGUGGAUCAUGAUUGUUUCCUUUAGGAUAGUAAGAAGACAAGUGGUCGUGGUGAAGAGGGCUUUGGUCGAUUUGUGGCAGCUUGCAUUUUCAUAUCAAGUUAAUCCUUUAGCCGCUGCUGAACCACUCGCUGCUGCAACACGUCAAGAUCAGUGAUGAAGUUGUUGAUCAAGGAACAACAAAUCAUUAAUUUAGCUGAUUAAUCAAGUCACAACCUCACAAUAUCUCGUUAACAAGGAUUGUAGAACAUCAUCCGUUACGAUAUAACAAAGUUUGAGGCAGUCAACCUUCUAUUAGAGGAAAAUAUUACUCUUCUCAUUAUUUAAGGAUCUUAUACUUGAGAAUAUGUCGAAAGUGAAAACCAAUUUGGACUUAAUCCAAUGGCUCGGACAUGACGUGUCACUUAAAGUUUUCUCCUAUUUGGAUAGUUCUCGUGAUCUUAUUCGUGCAUCUGCUGUUUCUACUUCUUGGAAUGAUUUUGUUAUUGAAAAUGGCCUCUGCAAGCAACUUUGCUUGAUAAUGAUUCCUGAAAUAUCUGGUGUUGUUGGAAGCAUUGAGGUUGACAACUUGUUUGAAGUUGAUGGCAACAAGCUGGGGUAUUAUUCAGAAAAACGGGAGCGUCUUAAUAGAAAUGCCCAUAAUCAAAGCCCACAUUCUGCACCCUGUUUCUAUCAAAAUCAUAGAGUCUAUGCACUCCUAGCUUUUGGUCUAAUUCCUAUGAACAACUGCAUCUCACAAGCCAUCUGUGCAUCCAGCACAAAUGAUAACAUAAGAGAACGCCUUAGAAAUACGUUGGAGCCUAGGGAUAUUACUGAACAUGAGCCAUCAUAUUGGUCAAGUAUAGGGCUAAGCGAUCCUUCUGUUACCGAGACUUUGCUUUAUCGGCUACAUUCCAAGAUAUGUCUUGUCACAGAGAUUCAUGUCCAAGCAUUCCAAGAUUAUUUUAAUGAAGGCUUCCCUAUAUAUUCAGCUAAAGCUAUCCAAUUUAGAUUGAGCUGGGCAAGUGACCCCACUAGGCAUGGCAUACCUUAUACUUCUCCUGUAUUUCCAAUGUCUCAGGUACAUUCCCGAGCUUGUCUACUGAUAGAGAUGGCAACGGUUCCCGAGCCGAAGCGGAAGACCUGUUCCUACAGUUUCCACCGUGAGCCGUUGACUCCACUAGUUGAGUUGGGUAGUCUCGUGACAGACGAUCGACUGAAGAGUUUUGUUGGGCGGUACGGAGAUAUCUUGACAGUAUUGAAGACAGUAGUAGAUCCAGUGCCUCUGCAGACACUACUUCAGUUUUAUGACCCAGAGCUUCAUUGUUUCACUUUCCAGGAUUAUCAGUUGGCGCCUACUCUCGAGGAGUACUCUAUUCUGUUGAGUGUUCCUAUCCAGCAUCAGGUUCCUUUCUUGGAUGUGCCCAAGGAGGUUGAUUUCAGAGUUGUUGCCAGAGCUCUCCAUUUGGGUAUCAAGGAAGUCAGUGAUAGUUGGAAGUCCAGUGGGGAUGUCGUAGGAUUGCCUUUGAAGUUUCUGUUGAGGGUAGCUAGAUGUGAAGCCGAGAAGGGGAAUUGGGAAGUUUUUCAUGCACAGCUUGCCACCAUGAUCUAUGGGAUUGUCCUAUUUCCCAGUAUGCCGAAUUUUGUUGACCAUGCAGCUAUCAGUAUCUUCAUUGGAGGGAAUCCAGUCCCUACCCUGUUAGCAGACACUUACUAUGCUAUUCACAGUAGGCAUGGUAAGGGUGGAGCCAUCAGGUGCUGUCUACCUCUUCUGUUCAAAUGGUUCAUGUCUCUUUUGCCAGUCAGUGGACCUUUUGUGGAUGCUCAGAGCACGCAUAAAUGGACUCAGAGGGUUAUGUCUCUUACCUCCUAUGAUAUCAGGUGGCAAUCUUACCGGAUGGAUGUGCGUAACGUCAUUAUGAGCUGUGGAGGAUUCCGUAAUGUGCCACUCAUAGGGACUAGGGGUUGCAUCAAUUACAACCCAGUUCUUUCUCUUCGCCAGUUGGGGUUUGUGAUGAGUAGAAGACCACUCGAAGCAGAGAUAGCUGAGAGUUUUUGUUUUGAGAAGAAGGAUGACCCUGUUAGGUUGGAGCAGAUUGGAAGAGCUUGGAAGUCCAUUGGUGUCAGAGAUGGAUCCGUCUUAGGGAAGAAGUUUGCCGUUGCUAUGCCCGAUUACACUGAUUGGGUCAAGGAGAGAGUAGAAACUUUGUUGUUACCCUACGAUAGGAUGGAGCCGUUGCAGGAGCAACCACCUUUGAUCCUUGCUGAGAGUGUGUCUGCGGAGCACUACAAGCAAGCCCUAAUGGAGAAUCGCCGUUUGAGAGAGAAGGAGCAAGAUACUCAUAUGGAGCUGUACAAAGCCAAAGCUGAUAAGCUGCACUUGGCCCAUCAACUCAGGGAAGUGCAAGGAGAAGAUGCUAGCAGACUAAGAGGUAAGAAGAGAUCCUACGAGGAGAUGGAGAGUAUGUUAGAUGCAGAACACCGGGAGCGCUUGAGGCUGCAGAGGGCAGAAGCCAGUUAUCAGAAGAAGAUCAGAGACUUGGAGAAGCAACUCAGAGACAAAGAUGCUCAGUUGAAGAAGGAAGUAGACUUGAGACAGGCAUCAGAGGACCACCUUGGAGGAGAAGUCUUGGAGCUGAGAAGACAGUUGAAAGAGAAGAUCACUCCUUUACCAGAUUGUUCAGAAUGCUCACUGUUGAUCGACCAGUGCCAUUACCUGAAGACCCUCAUUCCGGAAGACCGUCUGUCUUAGUUUGUAUCUCUGAUUGUAUUUUGUUGAGAAUCACCUCCAGGCUUGUUGGAUGGGAUUCAUUUGCGUGUAAGCCAUCCUUUGGAUCUUUUUGUUAAGAAUCACCUCCAGGCUUGUUGGAUGGGAUUCUUUUUCUUUUGUACGUUGUUUAUUCAGAUAUUCUGUUGACAUUGGUUGUAUGCCUUUUUACCCUUAUGUGUAUAUAAGGAUGUCAGCAUUUCCCUGCA